AUGCAAUCAGAGUCUGAGGAUCUAGAAUGGGGAUCCCCAUCCAUUGUUGUUUGGACGGAGCUCCAAGUGCCUAUCGGACUGGAGUCUGAUCAACAACGAUGGAUAGGAUACUUUGAACCUUUGGUACAUGCCAUAGGCCACCAUGAGACGGCUUGGGCUCGCCUCCGCGUGAACAAAGAUAGGGUUAUUCUAGGCACAUGGUGGCAGGGUGGUAGCCCGGCGUAUAGAGCAUUUCAAAACUCUCCGUCAGCUCAGCUUUUUAGGGAAACUCUUGCUGACGAUGGAAUUACGUUCUUGACAUCUUAUGAGACCGCCUUUCGGGGAGGACAUUGGUUUGACCUUGUACCCCGAUACUUUGUCACCAUCUUCUGGGUUUACUUCAAAGCUCCGGUCACGGAAGCACAGAAGCGCGAAGUCGGAAAUGGUGAUGGUAUUCGCCCACCUGCUAUCCUCCGCCCCCGACCAAACGAGUUGCUAUCACCAAAACCUCCCGUCCAGCUCUGGGCUUUACAUAAUGAGUAUCUACAUGGCGAAGAAGUUCACUCGCUACUGUGGCCGCAUUUCUGGAGGGAUGAGGAGGCAUCGCUAUUCAGACACGUGAAGUUUUGGACAGGUACAGGCGAGACGUACUUGGAGACCUUUCAUCGGUUCCUCCGUGAUACCGGCGCGAUGGAAGUCAAAGAAGAUUACUGUGAAUUCAAAAAACUCGUCCCCAUAUAA
Molecule: messenger RNA, 720 nt
Organism: Penicillium diatomitis
Lineage: Eukaryota; Fungi; Ascomycota; Eurotiomycetes; Eurotiales; Aspergillaceae
Exons: 2
Coding region: 1-720 (239 amino acids)
Source: RefSeq, a predicted model, not a curated record